AUUAUACUUUUCUAGUGGAGACAAAAAAAAAAUCGUUUUGAAAAGAAAUUUUGAGAAGGAACGCAUGGAGAGGGAAGCUUCCGAAAAAGCAUGUGCAGAAGCCAUAGCUCGGAUGGAAGGUUUCAGCAAAUCAGAGCCUACCCCAGAAGCAUCUGAAAUCAGAAGCCCUUCUAAGAAAAAAGGGAAAAAGAAAGUACAGUGGGAAACGGGCGAAUCAACGGCUCACUGUAAAGAGAAAACCUGGACUGACAUUGAUUCACAGAAAGCCAACAACAAGCUUAUGAAAAUAUGGGAUCAGGAAACGGCAACAAAUUGCAUUAAAGCCCGAGUUUAUGGUUAUAAAGUCAGUGAUGCUGAUCUCAUGUCUCUAAAAAGUACGUAG
This is a messenger RNA of Saccostrea cuccullata (small rock oyster), 382 nucleotides long. RefSeq lists its product as uncharacterized. The coding region runs from base 65 to 382 and encodes 105 amino acids. The transcript is spliced from 3 exons. Lineage: Eukaryota; Metazoa; Mollusca; Bivalvia; Ostreida; Ostreidae. The record is from RefSeq and is a predicted model, not a curated record.